Drosophila nasuta is the source of this 6090-nucleotide messenger RNA. RefSeq names its product N-deacetylase and N-sulfotransferase sfl (gene sfl). Gene Ontology annotation, molecular function: hydrolase activity; heparan sulfate N-sulfotransferase activity; deacetylase activity. The transcript has 6 exons. The record is from RefSeq and is a predicted model, not a curated record. Gene Ontology annotation, cellular component: Golgi apparatus. Lineage: Eukaryota; Metazoa; Arthropoda; Insecta; Diptera; Drosophilidae. Bases 1405 to 4716 code for a protein of 1103 amino acids.
CAUCAGUUUCAUUUUAACCUUCAUCGUGGCGAGUCGUUGCAUGGUUGAAUCGCGCUCAUCGUAUUCGUGAUUGAACAUUAAAAUUAAUUAAAUGCAUAACAUUCCAAUCGAAAUGUGCGUAAAACAGCAAUAAUAAUUUGUCGCUCAGCGGGGACAACAACAACGAAGAGCGGAGUGAGCGUUAGAAAUCGUUUGUUGUGUGCACACCGGAAGGAAUGAAGCAACAACGACGCGCGUUGCGAGCGGCCGUGGAAAUUUCGAUUUUUGCAUGAAUCGCGUUUCGUCUCCAAAAAACCAACUCAAAUAAGAAGAAAAAGGGGAGACACAACAAAGAGGCUGUCUAAAUUAUAUGCAGAGCCUACGAAAAAUUUUGAUAUAGCGAGAGAAGAAACGAAUUUGUUUUGCUGAGCAAUUUGUUUGUAAAUUUCUUGCAGUUGUGUUUGUUUGUGUUAUUUUGGCUCCACACAGCGCGCGCGUGUGUGUGUGUGCCCAGUGUGUGUGUGUGCGUAGGUUGGUGUGCAGUGACGUAAACAAAUGCAAAUACAAAGAAUUUGUGUGCAAAAGUUGCACAAAAAAUGCCAACAACAAUAAUAAGAAGGAAAACGGGGAAAACAACAAAAGCAACAAUAAGAAAAGUGCCGCAUGCCGAUGUCGAUUCACGUGCCAAAUACUUUGUAGUAGCAGCAACAACAACAGCAAAACGAUAACUUUUUGCACUGUAUGUUUUGUGCAGCUCAUUCGCUGCAAACGCAAGGCCAGCUGAGCGCAACACGUUUGUGUUUGUUUCUGUUGUUGCUUUUUGCUCUGUCUGCAUGCGUUGCGUAGGCGGCCAAUGCAGAAAGCGCACUUGUAUGCGUAACUGAGUACACUGGAGCACGUGAGUGUGUGUGCGUAUGCAAGUUCUACACUAAUUGACACAAACGCAGAUGCGACAGAUAAGACGAACCAGCGACGACCCAGUCAAUGUCUGAUAAUAGAGCUUGGAACUGUUCGAAAGUGGGUCUGUCAUAUGACUGAUAAUGGCCCUCAACGCUAGCUGCCCCAACAACAACAGCAGCAACUAUUCGAAGCGCAGCCACAAUGGCCAAGCAAAAUGAAUAUUUAAAAAUUUGGAAACAUAUCAAAUGGCGAAUUGAAAAGUGAAAGUGAAAAUACAAAAAUUACCGAAGACAUUUAAUAAAUACAAGUGCCAUAACAAAAAAGAGAAGAAAACAAAUAUUAAAAGCAAACAACACGCGUGUUCUUCUAAAAAACAUAUUUCGAACAUAUCCCAAAAGCAAACGCUGCCAAUUAAAGAGAGAGAAAGAGAACGUAAACGAGAGAAAGAGAGACAACAUUAUAUAUACAAUUCAUAUUAUAGACUCCAGCUUGCAGUAACCACCGACUGAUAGUCCCAACAACAAUAUGACAAUAUCAGCAGCAGCAAGAACAGCGACAACAAAAGCAACCGCAGCAAUAGGAACAACAACAACAGCAACAACAACUCCAACAACAUCAUAUAACAUUGCAAAUCGGCUGCCUGGCAAAUCGGCGAAAUAUGAAAAACUCAUUAAGCAGCCGCAAAUGCAGUCGGGAUUGGGCCGGACGAGCGUGACCGGCACCCAAACGGAUGCUGAUACGGAUGCGGAUGUGGAUGCGGCUGCCGGAGCUGCGGCUGCGACUGUGACUGCAACUGCAACUGUAGAUGCAACUGCGAAUUGCGGCAACCAUUUCAGUAAGCAUUUCGGCAAUGGCAAUGUCUAUGCCGCACCAGCUGCAGUCUCUCGAAGUCCUGCCACGCCUCCAACUGACCUGCAUACACAUCACAUCACAGAUCGCAGCAUGCUGCUGCCACCGCCGACGUCGGCGUCGACGGCGGCAACAAUGGAGCAGCACACUUCUAACGGGUUUCUGGCCAGCGGCAUUGUCACGUACAAGGCCAAAACCAAUGGCAACAACUACGACUUUAACUCUACCUCAUCAACGAGUAUUGGCAGCAGCGGCAAUGGUUGCAGUGGCAGCAACAACGGCAACGGUGGCGCCUCAAACAUUUCCAGUUUUUGUAAUUUAAUUGCACGUCGCUGCUAUGGCAUCAAUGUGCGACGCUGCGUAUACGUAUUGUUUGCCAUCACCGUGGUUAGCAUUCUCUACUAUACGCAUUACGUGGGAACCGACAUGGUCUAUGGUCUCAUUCAACGUGACACUCAUCCAGCGCCCAUCAUCAACUGCCGCAUGAUGAACUCCGCUGGGAAACAUAUAAGAGAUGCUUCGCCAGCGCCAGAUCAUCGAUCGGAGGCGAGACUUCGCAUCGAUCCCAAGGUGCUGGUGUUUGUGGAGACAACGUAUUCGGGCUUGGGACGGGACAUUGCCGAGUUGCUGGUCUACAAUCGCAUCAAAUACAAGCUCGAAGUGGCUGGCAAAAGUCUGCCAGUGCUGACGAAUCUGGACAAGGGUCGCUAUGGCGUCAUUGUGUUCGAGAAUCUAGACAAAUAUCUCAACAUGGACAAGUGGAAUCGUGAACUGCUCGACAAAUACUGUCGCGAAUACUCCGUGGGCAUUGUGGGCUUCGUCAGUCCCAGCGAGGAAACACUUGUGGGCGCUCAACUGCGUGACUUUCCGCUCUUCAUACACACCAAUCUCCGGCUGCGAGAUGCGAGCCUCAAUCCCAGUUCCUCGGUGCUGCGACUAACGCGAGCUGGCGAAACAGCUUGGGGCGCAUUGCCUGGCGAUGAUUGGGCUGUGUUUCAGCACAAUCACAGUACCUACGAACCGGUGGAGUGGGCUCAGCGCAAUACCCAGGAGUACCCGGCGGAUAGUGUGGGGCAAGUACAGCUGCCACUUACCACCGUGUUGCAGGAUCGCGGUCAAUUGGAUGGCAUUCAACGGGUGCUCUUCGGCAGCAGUUUGCGCUUUUGGCUACAUCGUCUUGUGUUUCUCGAUGCGCUCAGCUACCUCAGCCAUGGACAGUUGAGUCUAAGUCUGGAGCGCAUGAUCCUGGUGGAUAUCGAUGACAUCUUUGUGGGCGAAAAGGGCACGAGAUUGCGACCGGAUGAUGUGCGAGCAUUGAUUGCCACACAGCGAAUUAUUGGUGGCAUGGUACCGGGUUUUCGCUUCAAUCUGGGCUUCUCUGGGAAGUAUUAUCAUCAUGGCACACGGGAGGAAAAUCUCGGUGAUGAUUUUCUGCUGCAGAAUGUGCAGGAGUUCAAUUGGUUCUCGCACAUGUGGAAGCAUCAGCAGCCGCAUCUCUACGACAACCUCACGCUCCUCAUGGGCGAGAUGCAGCUGAACUACGCCUUCGCCAAGGAGCACAACAUACCGACCUCAUCGGGUUACUCGAUUUCCCCCCAUCACUCCGGCGUUUAUCCCGCACACGAGUUGCUCUAUCACGCCUGGAAGCGAGUGUGGAACGUGAAAGUCACCUCCACCGAGGAGUAUCCGCAUCUACGUCCGGCGCGACUGCGUCGAGGUUUCAUUCAUCGCAAUAUUAUGGUGUUGCCGCGUCAGACUUGCGGUCUGUUCACCCAUACGAUGUACAUUGAUCGAUACCCGGGUGGAAGGGAUAAGCUAGAUGAAUCCAUACAGGGUGGGGAACUCUUCCAGACGAUUGUCUACAAUCCCAUCAACAUAUUCAUGACACACAUGUCCAACUAUGGCUCCGAUCGUCUGGCGCUCUACACAUUCCAAUCGGUCAUCAAGUUCCUGCAGUGCUGGACGAAUCUGAAGCUCGCCUCAGCGCCGCCCAUUCAGCUAGCCGAAAUGUACUUUCGCCUGCAUCCUGAGGAGGUGGAUCCCGUCUGGGGUAAUCCCUGCGAUGAUGCCCGCCACAAGAAGAUCUGGUCAAAGACCAAGAACUGCGAUUCGCUGCCCAAGUUCCUGGUGAUCGGACCGCAAAAAACGGGCACCACAGCGCUCUACACAUUCCUCUCGAUGCACGGCAGCGUGGCAAGCAAUAUUCCCAGUCCCGAGACCUUUGAGGAGGUACAAUUCUUCAAUGGCAACAACUACUAUCGCGGCCUCGACUGGUACAUGGACUUCUUCCCCUCGGAAUCGCUGCCCAACACCAGUUCCCCGAUGCCCACUUCGGUGGGUUCGCCGCGCUUCAUGUUCGAGAAGAGCGCCACGUACUUCGAUGGCGAGGCGGUUCCGAAGCGUGCUCACGCUCUGCUGCCUCACGCUAAGAUUGUCACCAUCCUCAUCUCUCCUGCGAAGCGCGCUUACUCCUGGUAUCAACAUCAGCGUGCUCACGGGGACAUCAUUGCCAACAACUACAGUUUCUAUCAGGUCAUAACGGCAAGCGACUCGGCGCCGAGAGCACUGAAGGAUCUACGCAAUCGAUGCCUGAAUCCGGGCAAAUACGCUCAGCAUCUGGAGCAUUGGUUGGCCUACUAUCCGGCACAGCAGGUGCACAUCAUCGAUGGGGAGCAGCUGCGUCUCAAUCCCAUCGAUGUGAUGAACGAGCUGCAGCGCUUCAUCAAAAUUCAGCCGCAACUCGACUACUCCAAUCACCUGCGCUACGAUGUGAAGAAGGGCUUCUACUGCCAGGCUGUCAGCGAGAAGCGCAAUAAAUGCCUCGGCAAGUCCAAGGGGCGACAAUAUCCAGCGAUGGAUGAGCGCAGCGCCAAGCUGUUGCAGCGGUACUAUUUGAAUCACAAUACGGCGCUGGUGAAGCUGCUGAAAAAGCUCGGAUCGCGACCGAUACCACAAUGGCUGAAGGAUGAUUUGUCCACGGGCACGUGAUAGCAGCUGUUUGCCUUCGGCGGGGGAGCAGGAGGAGGCGGUGGCGGUGGCGGUGCAACGGGCAUAGGAAUUGGUUACGGAAUUGGAUAUGGCGGCAACAAAUAUCGCAAAAUGCGUGCAAAACUCAGGAAACAAUUGCAUUGGCUGCAAUUGGCGGCAGCGGCAGAGGCAGCAGCUGUGGCAGCGGCAGCAGCAGAGGCGACGGCAGCAUCGAUGCCUGAAACUAGGCAAAGCAAAGCAGUGCACAGCGCAGCUGACAGCGACGUCGACGGCAGCAGCAGCAAUAGUGUUGACAGCAGGCACAGGCAGCAACGUCAGCAGCGCAGCUGCAGCAACAACUAAGAUAAGCGCAAGCAAUACCAGCAGCAGCAGAAGAACAAAAGCAAAAACAACACAAAAACACAUACUAAAACAAAGGCAACAAAAAAAAUAGAAACAUAAUUAGCAGAUUUGUGCAUGAUAAAUCCUGUUGUAGUUUAUCUUCGUUGUUGUUGUUGUUGUUAGUUAAUGAUGUCGCUGCAAUUGUCAGUUGAGUGUUGUAAAAUGCGCAGAAAAAAAAGUUAACUAGCGUGUAUGUGUGUGUGUGUGAGUGUGAAUACGUUGUAUUAUGUAAAUAAUGGCUUAUAUGAUAGUGUUUGCAUGUGUGUGUGUAUGUUUGUGUGCGUGUGGCAUUAUAAUUCAAAGAGAGGCAGCAUGAAUAAUUGCAUAAAUAAAUGCAUUUUAUGCGCUUUGUUAGUUGUUUAAAUGUUGAUCUAGAUGGGGCGCAAAAACAAAAAACAAAAAAAAGAACGCGAAACUGCAAAAAUAAUAAAUAAAUAAAUAAAUCAGAGCCAAUUUAUGUGUACAGUUUACAAUUAUAUUAUGCGCCCAAUUAACUCGACUUGAUUCAUUUCGUUAUUACCUCAACUACAACAAACAAAAACCAACAAGAAAACUACUUAUAAAAAAUUGCUUAUUAAAUAUACAUUGUAUAUUUGAUUUUACAACUUCAGCAACAACAACAUUCGUGUAUACUAUAUUUUAUAAACAUUUUUAAUCCAUGCCAAAACUGUAGAAAUAUUCUCUCUAGAUCUGCAGUUACGAGUGCUAUAAAUAUAUGUAUGUUAAAUAUCUAGUUUAAUUGCAUAUGUAUAAAUAAAUAUUCGCUAAGGCUGCUACUUGUAUUAAGUGUAACAUAAAUGUUUUUAGAGUAAACAAAACAAAAAUGCUUAACAAAUGAAAAUGCAAAUGAUACAAAAAGAAAAACCUCUAGUUGUAUGUUUAACGCACUAAGCAAAGCUCUAUAUAGUAUAUAUUGUAUAGUUGGAUAUAUAUUAAAACUAGUUCAAGUUUAGAUUCGUAAUGCGACAAUAAUAAAAGCGAAAAUUUAAACGA